AUGGAAAAUAAAUCUAAUGAUAAUCGUUAUAUUGAACCUGAUCACGAACUGCUGAAUUGGGAGAAAUGGGUGAGGAUAAGAAAGGAAGAAAUAGAAAAUCUAAAUAAAAAAACAGGUAGACUACCGGUUGAUAUGGUUAUGAAUUUACACGAGAAAGUUCGUGAAGAUAUAGAAUGGAAGACUGUUUUGGAAAAUGCCCAAUUAAAAACCAAACCUACUUUAAGAGGCUCACUUUGGGAGCAACCGUUAAGAUUGAAACAGAAAUGUUACUGUGAACCUGUUUAUGAAGUGCAACGAAAAUGUGAAGAAAUGGGAAUUCCACCUAUUAUGGAGCAUGUUGGGGUACCUCAAGAUAUUCUAGAAAAUGAAAAAGGAGUCUACGGUAUUUCUGAACGAAAAAAAUGUAUAAAGUUAGAUAAUCAAUUUCAUAAAUACAAAGAAAAAAGGGAAGUGGAGCUUAAAAAAAAGAUAAAGAAAAUCGACCCGUACAGAUCUGAAAUUAGUGGUUUGCUUGUUAAGGGCAAUAAAUCAAAAACUAGUACGAAAGUAUUGCCAGCGCUGCCUAAGAUUUUACUGUAUCCAACAGAUGAUUUACCCUCAGAGGAUUCGUCAAGAAUCUGUGCUGUCAGAAUUAAUAACACUGUUCUAAUCAAAGCUGAACCAGGGCAACAUUUAGCCGAGCUGCGGAAAAUGCAACAUGAAAAGUGGCAUGAAUCUUGUUCAUCAUGGUUUUAUUACUUCAAUGUACCAGUAAAACGAGUAGGACGUGCUAGGUUGUUCAUACAAAAUUUGGGAACAGUCACAUUACGUUAUUGCUGGAAGAAAAUAAAACAACAAAUACCAUUUAUCCCAGAGGAUACAGUUAGCCAAGUUUUUUUCUUUAACAAAAAUGAAGAUGUACUAUCUCCAGGUCAAUCAAGAGAAGUAAACUUUACUUUUGUAUCUAAUGAUACGGGUAUUUAUAGUGAACUAUGGGAAUUGAUCUUUUGCAACGUUACAUGUUUUGAUUCUUUAUUGAGUCAACUAACAGUAAAUUUACAAGCUGAUUGUGUAGAUGACAUGAAAAAAAUUCGCCAUAAAACUGACUUACUAAAAGUUAGACUUAACAGAAAGGCUGUAAGAAAACUUAUAAGAAAAAUGCUAAAUGAAGCUAUUGAAAAAGCGUCUAGUGUGGAACCUCAAAUAUAUCCAUAUAAGAAACUAUUUUUGGAAGCUGAAAUGUUUGUAAUGAAAAAUCCAGUUUGCUUUUAUCACCAAACAGAAAUAAAUAAGUUAAAAGAAUUUUAUGCAGAAAUGACGACCGGGGAAACAUGGGAUUUAUCAAUAACAUCGUGGCGGAGCUCAAUGAUGCAGAAAGCUUUUGACGACAGAAUGAAAUACUACGAGAUACUGCAACAAUCACAUUCAGAAUUGCUGAAGCCUUGGUACGAAGGAAAGAGCGUUUUAGAGCAAAAGUAUCAUGCAGUCAAACUCAUUCUGAUGGAAUUGGCUGACAAGUUUGAUAAAGAAUAUUUAGUUUUGACAAAAGCAAGUAACUUAACGGAGCAGUCUGAUGAAAUGAAUGGAAUGCCUUUAGAAACUAUAUUAUUGGUAAUGAUACAUUCUGAUUCCCAUUGGAUGGAACGAAAAAUAUUUUAUAUGCGCAUGUAUGACCAUAUUGCAACAGCAGUAGAAGCCUGUGUCGGCGUCAUUAGUAGCUUAGAUUUGAACAGGUGGAUUCAUUUUGAUUUUUGUCGCCAAUAA
Molecule: messenger RNA, 1743 nt
Organism: Parnassius apollo (apollo)
Lineage: Eukaryota; Metazoa; Arthropoda; Insecta; Lepidoptera; Papilionidae
Source: the annotation of a GenBank genome assembly